AUGGACAAAGUCACUGGCAUGAUGGAUUCGAUUAAAGCAAAAACCGAACGUGCAAUGAACGGGGAAAAGACUGAAACACCCGAAACAGAAUAUGUUGCGCUCCAUAUGAAGUCGAUCGAUGACCUUGAAACCUUUUUCAAAAAGCAUAAAACGUACACCAAUAAAAUAAUUGACUCGUUUGCAACAAUCAUCGAACAACUCGGUAAUCUUGCGGAACUCGACAGAACCAGACUCUCUACACUCCCACAAAACCAAAAGGCAAAGCAGGCGAUUUCCGUCAAUUUCUUACUCUUUUCACAGGGGUCCUUCCAAGUUUUAAAGGAUGAAUUGGUGCGGGGAUAUACGUGUGAGGUUGAUGCUAUCUUAUGCGAAAUUGGAGACGUGAAAGGGACAUUCCAGAAAAACCAGAGAAAGACAAUGGACAAUUUGGAAACACUUGUCACCAUGAAGUACCAGCUUGGAAACUUGGUUGAAAAGCGAAAUCGAGUUAUGCAAGACUUCCAAUACAAAGCCCUUAACUCCUUCAAUAAUACAGUGUCAAUGUACUUCAAUGGCAAUGGGCACUUGAUUGAAGCUGCUGAAGAAAUUGAACCGACGGAAAGUGAAAUACAAAAUAUUCACUUGAGAGGAGUUUCAUAUGUGGGUAAAACUGUUGGUGAAAUCCUUGACAGCGAGAAAAGAAAGCACUACGAGUUGCCCAAAGCAAUCGAAGAGAUUAUUAAAAUAGUUCGAGACAAUUACUUGGAAAGGGAAGGCGUUUUCAGGACCGCCGCCAGUUUGAAAGAAGUUGAUGAGCUCUAUCACCGACUGUCUGUUUCAAAGCUAGCCGACUUCAGUUGUGAAACCUUGGUCUCGACGCUGAAGAGAUUUGUCAGAGAGCUACCUGGUAUGCUUUUCUGUAAUUCUCUUGCAAAAGAUAUGUUAACGACAUACCGAAGUCGGGGCACAGAUGAAGAGAAAAUUUCCGCUCUACGAAAGCUCUUCUCUGGGAAGUGGGUGCCUGAGGAGAAAAUUGUAUUGUUCAAAGCGAUUUGUCUUUUGUGCAGCGAUAUUUCUUCGAGGUCAGACGUCAAUUUGAUGAACAACAAAAACCUUUCUGUGUGUUGGACUCCAACAAUGUUUGCUGUUGGAAACGAUGACCUCUCCUCUUAUCUCGAAAUGAUGACUUUCAUUAUUCAAGAGGCACGACCAAUUUUCAAUGACCUCAAAAUCGGCGCACCAAAACAUGAAUAUGUAAUGGCACCGUCAGUGCCUUAUGUCCCAAUGUCAGUACCAAUACCUUCACCAAACAGUCCAAGAAGUUGUGGGUCUGGGGAUUCUCCGUCAUCCGCAAAAGAAGAUCACUCGGUAUUUGGUGGGGCUAGAGAAAAGGUUCCAACAAGAGACCCAAUGCAAAGGUACCAAGUCAAGCCACAACGACCAACCACUCUAGUAGGAAACGCAUUCUUGUUAAAAAGAAAGGUUCCCAAAGAGCCGACGAAUGAAUCGUUUUUACUUGGCGAAGUUAAUUGA
Molecule: messenger RNA, 1512 nt
Organism: Entamoeba invadens IP1
Lineage: Eukaryota; Evosea; Mastigamoebida; Endamoebidae
Exons: 2
Coding region: 1-1512 (503 amino acids)
Biological process (GO): signal transduction
Molecular function (GO): GTPase activator activity
Source: RefSeq, a predicted model, not a curated record